This is a messenger RNA of Mustela erminea (ermine), 663 nucleotides long. It is a transcript of the gene MRPL41, whose product is annotated as mitochondrial ribosomal protein L41. Gene Ontology annotation, biological process: translation. The record is from RefSeq and is a predicted model, not a curated record. The coding region runs from base 98 to 505 and encodes 135 amino acids. Gene Ontology annotation, molecular function: structural constituent of ribosome. Gene Ontology annotation, cellular component: mitochondrial large ribosomal subunit. The transcript has 2 exons. NCBI's taxonomy places the organism in Eukaryota, Metazoa, Chordata, Mammalia, Carnivora, Mustelidae.
CGCCGGAAGUCUCCUGGGCCGCCGGAAGCGGGGGCCAGCGCGGCCGGCGGCGGUGCGUGCGGGGCGACUGGGGCGCCCGCGGCGUGCAGGCUUCGGCAUGGGCCUUCUGAGCGGGGCUGCUCGCGCGCUCGUGCGCGGCGCGGACCGCGUGAGCCGGUGGACCAGCAAGCGGGGCCCGCGCACCUUCUACAAGGGCCGCGGCGCCAAGGGCACCGGCGUCCGCGGCCGCAACGGGAAGUUCGUGCAGGUCCAGGAGAUGGUCCCGGAGCUGGUGGUGCCCGAGCUGGCGGGCUUCCGGCUGCGGCCGUACGUGAGCUACCGCGCCCCCGCGGGCCCGGACGCGCCCCUGACGGCCGAGCAGCUGUUCCGGGAGGCCGCGGCCCCGGCCGUCGAGGAGGACUUCAGGGACGGCACGCUGGACCCGGCGCGGCUGGAGAAGUACGGCUUCGAGCCGGCGCAGGACGGCAGGCUCUUCCCGCUGUACCCCAGGAACUUCCCGCGCUAGCAGCCGCGGCCGCCACGCGGGGCCCGCUCGCCCGCAGAGGACGGCGCCUGGGCAGGCCACGCGCUCCGGGGAGUGCGGGUGCCUAGAUAAACGCCGCUGAACCCGAACCUCGGCCCGGAGUCUUCUGUCGGGGGGAGCGCGCCGCCUUCUUACGGGUC